AUGCAGCCAGCCAAACAGAUGGCCGCUCCCAUGCCCAACAAGCCACCCUGGUAUCAGGGCCAGCAGGCUCCGCCCCAGUACAUGUAUUCUGGCACUAACGGCCGCCUGAUCCCGAACCCGAUGGCGCGAAGCAUGAACCCGUCUGCGGCACAGCAGGAUGAGGCCGUUGUCUCUGGCAAUGCGGAUGAGACUGCGGAUGUGGAUGCGCAUGCCGAUAUGGUUGAUGAGCCGGAGAGCUAUGAGAUGGGAGGUACUGGUGCGGCAGAUCGGGGUGAGGAGGCCGGGGAUGGGUAUUAUGGGUUUCAAUAA
This is a messenger RNA of Aspergillus mulundensis, 309 nucleotides long. RefSeq lists its product as uncharacterized. NCBI's taxonomy places the organism in Eukaryota, Fungi, Ascomycota, Eurotiomycetes, Eurotiales, Aspergillaceae. The record is from RefSeq and is a predicted model, not a curated record. Bases 1 to 309 code for a protein of 102 amino acids. The transcript has a single exon.